This is a messenger RNA of Acanthosepion pharaonis, 537 nucleotides long. The record is from the annotation of a GenBank genome assembly. Lineage: Eukaryota; Metazoa; Mollusca; Cephalopoda; Sepiida; Sepiidae.
AUGUCCGGAACUCCGAAUACAGGGUUUCAUUUGAAUGAUAUUUAUAACUUAAUAUUUCUUCUCAAUUUUCUUCUUAUUAACUUUUGUUCUGUUCAUAUCUAUCUAUCUAUCUAUCUAUCUAUCUAUCUAUCUAUCUAUCUAUCUAUCUAUCUAUCUAUGGCCAUAAGUAACAGUCAUAUCUAUCUAUCUAUCUAUCUAUCUAAACAUGACAUAAUCUUCUUAUUUUUCUCUUGUUUUCGUUGCUCUUCUUCAUUGUCAUUAUUCCUUCUUCAUCUUUCUUUUCUUAUUCUGUUUGCCUCAUGCCUUCCUCUUCGUCUCCCUUUUUCAUUUUCUUUAUCCCGCUUUCUUUGUUUCUUUUCGCAAGCCUCUCCUCUUCUUUUCUACUCGCAACUUCUUUUUUUUUUUAAAUCUUUUUCUUUUUUAAUCUUCCUCUUAUCCCACUUCCGCUUUUUUCAUUUUCUUCUUGUCUUUAAAUCAGCAGGCGAUUCUUUCGCACCAAUUUCGUUCGAUUCUACGCCCUGCAUUCAACUGUCUUAA